Messenger RNA from Pochonia chlamydosporia 170, 279 nucleotides. RefSeq lists its product as hypothetical. Bases 1 to 279 code for a protein of 92 amino acids. The record is from RefSeq and is a predicted model, not a curated record. The transcript has a single exon. Lineage: Eukaryota; Fungi; Ascomycota; Sordariomycetes; Hypocreales; Clavicipitaceae.
AUGGUCCGUCAAUGUUUCUCCAUCUUCUACGCUCCAUCAUCUCUUCAUUCACGUUCCCACUUUGCGACAAUUUUCCUCAAUGCUCUACGACACAAGCAGGUGGCCCUGCUCGGUGUAUCCCCACCAGACAUUGCCACUCUUUUGGACACUAAAACCGAGAAAACCCUCACCCCGUUCUCCAGCUCCAAUUUGGAUGCAGGUGAUUUCUCUCGCCCAAUUUCGUGCCAGUUUACAGAGGACGCAGCCACAGCAAAUAACCGUUUACCCGGAUAUUAUUAG